Molecule: messenger RNA, 1410 nt
Organism: Durusdinium trenchii
Lineage: Eukaryota; Dinophyceae; Suessiales; Symbiodiniaceae
Source: the annotation of a GenBank genome assembly
AUGACCGGGCCAAGCCCCAUAGGGCCCAAGAAGAUGGAGGUGCAGAUGGACUCCAAGGAUACACAGUGGUGUGCCGCCUUUACCCGCGCACGCUUAGAGGCAUGUGAGUUGCUCCUACCCAAUUGGCGGCCGCUCGCGGAGCUCUCCUCGCACCGGGCGAUCUUGCAGGGCUUCCACACGCAACCCUGCGUGGAGUUUCAGAAAGGCUACUGUGCGUUGCACCGCGUCCGGGGCAAGACCUCCUUAUGCUUUUGCUUCCACUUCGACUCCCAGCGUCGGCGCCCGCCGGUGACGCCCGGGGGCCGCCUCAGGUAUUGGGACAUGGCGUGUCAAAGCAUGACUUCAGCGUCAGUAUGUCCGGAUGGAGAUGAUUGCGUCUUCGCACAUAGCCGUGACGAGAUCUCCUACCAUCCGGCUAAGUACAAGACCCGAAGGUGCAACGGCAAAGGCUGCCGUGGUCAGGAGAUCUGCUGCUUUGCUCAUGAAGAGGAUGAGCUGCGGGCGUGGGCACCAGAGACGUAUUCGUACUGGCUACUGGUCUAUGGAGGUACUGGCGAGGUGGAAGAUCCACAGAGGUCCUUGGCUCGACGGAAGGUGCGCUUUUGCGCCUCCUUCCCCAACGUCAGCCAGUGCCGCCGUGGGGCCUCGUGUGAGUUCGCGCACUCCAGAGAGGAGGCACAGACCGAACUGCUGUCUGAGGCACAGGAACAACAGGCUCCAGAAGAGCUCACGGAGGACUUCUUCAUGUACCAGUACAAGACCUUGUGGUGCCCAAUCGGCGUUCAGCAUGACUGGCAGAAUUGCGUCUAUGCCCACAACUAUCAGGAUGCCCGCCGCAAGCUUUCCAUCGGCUAUGGGCCGCAGCCGUGCCCUCACUGGGCCAAGAAGGACCCAAGCCUGGACUACGAGCAGCGUUGUCCACAGGGCUUGCGCUGCCCCUACGCGCACGGCGCGAAAGAGCAGCUCUACCAUCCGCGAUACUUCAGGACGGUGGUUUGCCGGGACCUCCGAUCCAAGGCCUGUCCCCGCGAUCGCCUCUGUGCCUUCUUCCACCGCCGUGCCGAGCGCCGCCGGCCGCCGCCCGACGAUACCGACUACACCAGGCCACUGCCGAACGAGGCGAUCUGCGAGGAGUGGCGCGCCAACUUUCAACGACCUCCCUUCAGCGACCUCGCGCCCACGGGGCGACUGGAGGCGAAGCCCUUGCCAGCGGGUAGCGUGCCACCAGGUUCGCUUCACUCGCUUCGACUCUGUCGUCUCACUCUCCAUCCGUCCGAUCUGGUUCUCCACACGCAUCGCCUCUGUCCGGAGCCAGAAACUGGGCUGAACUAUUUGCAGGACUUUACCAUGGCACCCUUUAUGCGAAACUGGCAUGCUUUGAGAGUGCCAUUGUCUUUCAGCGACUUGUAA